AUGGCGUCCGUCGCUACCUUCUUCGAGAACCUCUGGCUGUCAAUCUUCGAGCCUGGCCCGACAACCACCCUCCUCGUCGCAACAAAUGCCUCUUUCGCCGCGCUCCAGCUACUUUUCUUCGCCCUCCUGAUCGCGACGAACAGCAUACACUUCUACAUCCUAUCUGCACUUUGCGGGGGACUUUGGUACGCUAUCAACUGGUUCGCGACCGAGAUCCGCGCUGCACAGGCCAAGGAGGAGGAAGCGAAGCGCAUCAGAGAGGCGAAACGCGAUAGAGAGAAGGGCAAGGCGAACGCGCGGAACGGAGAUGCUAUGGACUCUGGCGACGACACAGAGGUCGAAACCGAAGUAGAGGAGAAGCAGAAGCCCGUUGUACGAGCGAACCCACCUCGCACGUCUCGCUCCGAGACGGAGAGCACUGUGUUUGUGGAGAAGCCUGUGGAGAGCGUGGCGACGCUGAGAGGCAGCACGCCGGUUGCGAGCUCGGGCGCAAGCUCCGGACUGAAGCCUGGGCCGGACGACAAGGUCAAGCAGAGAAGGAGUUUGGGCGAGUCGACGGGCGAUUUGAGCACGGACAGCGAGUGGGAGAAGCUGUCGCAGGACUCUGGCGAUAGAUGA
Molecule: messenger RNA, 618 nt
Organism: Didymosphaeria variabile
Lineage: Eukaryota; Fungi; Ascomycota; Dothideomycetes; Pleosporales; Didymosphaeriaceae
Gene: PKR1
Product: SMK killer toxin resistance protein
Exons: 1
Coding region: 1-618 (205 amino acids)
Biological process (GO): vacuolar proton-transporting V-type ATPase complex assembly
Cellular component (GO): endoplasmic reticulum membrane
Source: RefSeq, a predicted model, not a curated record